Messenger RNA from Scylla paramamosain (green mud crab), 3396 nucleotides. RefSeq names its product microtubule-associated protein 6-like. The record is from RefSeq and is a predicted model, not a curated record. Gene Ontology annotation, biological process: negative regulation of G2/M transition of mitotic cell cycle. Bases 358 to 1971 code for a protein of 537 amino acids. The transcript has 6 exons. NCBI's taxonomy places the organism in Eukaryota, Metazoa, Arthropoda, Malacostraca, Decapoda, Portunidae.
CGAUAAGAAUCUAUGCCAAUCACAAACUGCCAGGCUUCGCAGAAGGAUACUGACAUCCAGCUUCAGGGGCCACACGAGGCUGCUCCGUUCUUUUCUGGCCAAGACUUGCACUAAGGUAGACAUGCAUUCUACCCAGACCAGCCACUCCCAUCCAGGCCAGCACAUCAUCUAACUCCCCCUGGGCAGUCACAGUCAAUGGGAGACCAACCAUGUGCUGAUAGCACCAAAGGGGUAACCAGCAGAGAGGUGAUGCCCCAAUCCCCCUGUAGAUGUUGUAAAGGAAGGGACCGCCAAGGGAGGGAGAAAUUGCCAGAGUGAUGCCAGACAGGAGGCGGCAGAGACAGCAGCGAGUUCGUCAUGAUGCUGGAGGCACCCAGAAUCCAGUGGGGGCAAGCAACAGAGAAGCCAGAGCCAGAGAAACAUGCUUCUGGUAGGCCUCCUAGACAAGCUGCUUCAGGUGUGGCAUAUGCUGAACCAAAGGAAUAUGAAUCAGUUACAGUUAUGCCUGACAAGGAGGUAGCAGAGCCUCAAAAAUAUCACCGUCCUGGAGUGCUGAGUAAUUGGUCUCGCUAUGAAGAAAUUUCUACUGAUGAUAUUGAAGAAGGUGAAGAUUAUCUUCUAGGGGAGGACUUUUCUCAAGUGUUGGAACAACAAGCUAAUUCAGGAGGAGGAUAUCUGCAGUUGAAGGGAGAAUCUAAUUGGGAGGAGAAUGAAUCAAGUAUCCUUGCAUCACAUGGCUUAGGAGUGUUGCACAUUGCAGAUUUGGUAUCUGCCAUUAAUACCCUACCACUUUAUACUCAACUUAAUAUGCCUGAGGAAUCACUUCCAGAAUCUAUCUUGGAAUAUUAUACACAUCUAGCUGAAGAUAACAAGAAACUUUAUCAUCCAAAUAGCAAGAAUUAUAAUGAGUGCCUUGAUGUAAAUCAGAAAAUCAUUCAAAGUUUAAAAAUCAGUGACAAUGAACCUCUGGAUCUUGCAAGUGAGGAACCAGACACUAAUCAUGCCACAAGGAGUGCUGUGGAUGUUGCUAUGUCAUUAUCCAAAGACUUUGACCAAGUGCCUGAGGAUGUUGAUCUUUCAACGUUUAUACAAGAACCAAUAGUAGAGAGGCAACCUAGUCCUGUAAAGCAGCCAAGUCCUGUGAGACAAUCUAGUCCACAAAAGAUACUCAGUCCAGUGAAGCAGCCUUAUGUCAAAGAGCCCAGUCCAGUGAAGCAACCUUAUGUCAAAGAGCCCAGUCCAGUGAAGCAGCCUGCUAUUAAAGAGCCUAGUCCAGUGAAGCAGCCUGCUAUUAAAGAGCCUAGUCCAGUGAAGCAGCUUGCUAUUAAAGAGCCUAGUCCAGUGAAGCAGCCUGCUAUUAAAGAGCCUAGUCCAAUGAAGCAGCCUUGUGUCAAAGAGCCUAGUCCAGUUAACCAGCCAUGUAUCAAAGAGCCCAGUCCAGUGAAGCAACCUUGUGUCAAAGAGCCCAGUCCAGUGAAGCAGCCUGCUGUUAAAGAGCCUAGUCCAGUUAAUCAGCUGAGUGUCAAAGAGCCCAGUCCAAUUAAUCAGCCAUGUGUCAAAGAGCCCAGUCCAGCAAAGCAGCCUGCUGUUGAACGUGUAGUUGAAAAGAGUCUUCCACAAAGAAGAAAAGGAAAGAAACAGCCAAUGACUGAGCCAGAAAAUAAGUCAAGGACUCAAAGCAAAGACAAAGGCUCCACACAGUUUGAUUUUGGUCUUCCAAAGAAAAGCUUGAAAAUUACUAACAAACCAAAUGAAUCUGAUGUAUCUAAAGUGAAGACUUCUUCCACUCCACUUGACGUGAAGGACAUCCUUAAUGUAAAUGUAGAUGGUUCAUCAGCACAGGAUGAAGAUAAUAAGGGCCCAACAGUAGAUUUGGAUGCUCCAGAAGAAAAGAGCAAACCUGUUUUAUUGGUCAGUGAAACUGAGGCAGAGAACUUGGAAGAUUGGUUAGACUCAAUGCUGGAUGAUUAGGGAUCAAAUAUAUUUUUCUAAGAUUCUGAUUUUCAUGAUUCUUAUUACACUGUGAAUUAGAGAAGAAAGAAUAUGAGAUUAUAUAAUCCAUGGAACGUGAUCUUAGAAUCUCUCAAAGACAAAGCUCUUGAUGUUCAUUAUUGGAAAUUUCUUUUAAUAUUUCUUAAUAUAGACAGGAUGAUUCAAACUUGUGUGUGACUGAAACUGGUUUUAUGAUACCAUACUUUACUUUAUAACCAAAAUGCAUGUAAACAAAGGAAACUGAGUAUCAACAUGAAUGAAAAGUAGUUAUUGGUAAACUUUACUCCUUUUAUCCAGAUGAGGCACUCACUUGUCUCAGUAUAUUGUGACAAAAUGAAAGUGAUGGAAGGGAAAAGGAGAGAAAGGAGAUGGAGUUACAAGAAUGAAUUGGGGAGGGAAGGGCUGGAUGAUUUAUCAACAGUAUACAGAUGUUUACUUUGCCAUUAGCCUCUUAUAACUAAUAGCUAGUAUAUAAAAUGUAAUAAACAAAAAUCACUAGCUAGUGGAAAGUUGAGUAUUAAAACAUGAAAACUUUUAUCAUUACUUGACAGUUUACCAUGUGUUUGCUGCUCCCGUUUUAUUUCCUUCUGUCACGUUAGUGAAGAGAAAUGCCAAUGCAAAUUGUUAUCUACAGUCUUUACAAGUGUAUUUGAUCAGUGAAUGAAGGAACUUUUGAAAUCACAUUUUCAACAGGCUAAACUCAUCUGAUUGGCCAUCAGUGAAUGAGUUAUGUACUUACACUCAUUCAUUUGUACCUUAUAGUAAUCUUCAUAUGGAAUGAAGAGGGUGUCUCCCUAAGAAGGUAAACGUUCGUUAUUUCUAACUUAUCAGUAUGUACAUGUAUCUCAUUUUUGCUAUCUUGUUUGUUGUCAGAACACAUGACAUGUGAGUUUAUAUCCAUGCUCAGCUUUCAUAAUGUUUUGCAUUACAGUAGGUAUUUUUCACACUAGUCUCCCGUGUGCUGCCAAGGUAUAAAUGGCAUAAUGCCAUAAUGGAUGGAUAGCAUGCUUGUUGAGGUUUACAAGAGGGAUUUGUCAUCAUUGUUAUGCUAUGAAAAUAUAUUUGUAGCAUAUUUACAAGAAGCUUUAGAGAUACGAAAAAAAAGUUAAAAAAAAAAAAAAAAAAAAAAAAAAGGCCUGAGCAUACUUUGCCACCAUCCUAUUAAAGAGUAGGUGUUUUCUGUUUGCAAAUAAAAUGUAAAAAGAUUAAGUGAAAUAUUGGAGACUGAAUUUGCACUAUAAGGUUUGAAUUAAAGCCCAUGUACUGGUAACUUAUAAGUAAGAGGAAGAAUAAUUACCAUUUGUGGUAUGUACAUCAGUUUUUUCUCAUGCAGGGAUGAAGAUGAUAGUGAAUGUGCAAGUUUUCUGUUGCUUCCUUUAUGAAAUAAAAUACUGAUAUUGCUGA